CGUGCCGGCUCGCACAGGAAGAAAACCCGGGCCUCCGGAUCCGCCCGUCCGGCCAUGCUGCUGCGGCCGCUGCGAGGCUGGGCCGCCGGGGCGCUGCGCCUCGUUAGGCCGGGGAGCCCCAGGAGCCCCGCCUCUGGGCCCCGGCCGCGGGGUGCGCAUCGCGGAGCCUGGUCUCCGGAUAGAGGACAGGAAAAAGAGAAAAAAUCAGUGAUCUGUAUCGAGGGCAAUAUUGCAAGUGGGAAGACGACUUGCCUGAAGUUUUUCUCCAACACAACAGAUGUUGAGGUGUUAACAGAACCUGUGCACAAGUGGAGAAAUGUCCAUGGCCAUAAUCCUCUGGGUCUGAUGUAUGACGAUGCCAGUCGUUGGGGCCUCACACUGCAGACAUACGUGCAGCUUACCAUGCUGGAGCAGCACAUGCAUCCUCAGAUGACACCUGUACGGUUGAUGGAGCGAUCGAUUUACAGUGCAAGAUACAUUUUUGUAGAAAACCUGUAUAGAAGUGGGAAGAUGCCUGCAGUGGACUAUGUGGUUCUGUCGGAAUGGUUUGACUGGAUCAUCAGGAACAUUGAUGUGUCCAUCGAUUUGAUAGUUUAUCUCCGGACCACUCCUGAAACUUGUUACCAGCGGUUAAAGAUGAGAUGCAGGGAAGAGGAGAAGCUCAUUCCUCUGGAAUACCUGGAUGCUAUUCACUGCCUCUAUGAGGAGUGGCUCAUCAAAGGAAGCCUUUUCCCCGUGGCAGCCCCUGUUCUGGUGAUUGACGCCGACUACCACAUGGAGAAAAUGUUAGAACUCUUUGAACAAAACCGGAAGCGAAUAUUAACUCCCGAGAAACGGAAGCAUGGCCUCUAGGACGGGAAAGGCCUGUAGGGUCAUGCCGGAAAAAUGCUCGCAGCUGCCAAGUUAGCCAUUAGAAGCAAUUUGGAAAAAUCCACUCUCUGGAGGGCUUUUUAUCUGGUCAGAUUUAUUUUCCUAAUGGUCUUUUCUCCUUUGCCAGUGUCUUCAUCAUGGGUUUCUGCCCCUUGUGGGUGAAUGACAGAUGAGGCAAAUGGGUUUGUCAUGCUCUUUGGUGUCUGCAACCUCACAGUCCCCUUGGCACCUCUUCUGGUGGCUUCCCCUCAUGAAGUCACCUGUUGUGUGCUUGACGUCACACUGGGCUCUGAAGACAAAUGUCUUACCCUUCAGACCACUCAGGCAAGCAAGAUAGCAAUUUUCCACCCCAGGGAAGGAAUUUGCAGCUCAGAGAAGUUAAGGGACUCCCCAGGUCACAUAGCCAUUCAGACUUUUGGCUGACUCCAAAACUUUCUUCUGCAUGAGGCUGCCUCCUCCUGAGAGCUAGCCCCCCACAGCCCUGCUGCUUCCUGUUGGAGGCGCUUGCAUCUUUGUGAAGAGAGCUGGUAGUUAACAGAGCUAUCAUUUUCUUGCCAUUGAGCAGUUCUCAAGGACAGUCAGCAUUUCUGGACUUUCAUAAAAUUGUGCUGUGUUUGGCUGGAUCCCAGUGUUCAGUGGCUUCCCAGUGUGAGGCCGCUGCCCGUCUGCCACCUUGUCAUCUGGACUUCGACACUUUAGGAAAACCAAGUGUUGACUCCUGAGGUGGUGCUCAUUCUCCUCAGUGAUUGAGGUCCUGCUUGAGCUGCUGCCAGUUCCACGUCAGGGAAGUAGCUCUUGGCACCUGGCUGGUUUGGCCAGUGCCAAGCUGGGGCGGAGGAUAGCCAGCCCUGGCUUCUGAGGCGCUCUUACUCCUAGGGUCCUUAUAUAAGAAGCUUUUCUCCUGGAAUUACUGAGAGUUUGUGGCCCAAAGGGAAAGACACAAGUGGUGUUAUGUGUUUUAAAAGUGUUUUUGUACCUAAGGGGUCACCUUGGGCCAUAGAACUUGAAACCAUCUUUAUUGGUUCAGAAAAUUACCGAAAAGUGUUUUUCCAUCCAAGUGGGCACCUUGGGCUGUAGAGUUUGAAACCUUCUUUGUUGGUUUGGAAAAUAUCAGCUGUUCCAAUACAUUGAAGGCACAGCUGUCUCAUAGAUCAAGUAGGGAGCAAGAGAAGGGAAGAACAUUCCCUCUAGGGACAGUCUGGACAGGAAAGUUGAGUUUGCAAACAAAGACUUUGGAAGUACUGCUGGUCCUAAUGCCAGUGGAGAGGGGCAGAGAGAGCUUCCAGAAGACUGGCUGCAAACCCAGGGAAGGAUUAGUGAACUCUGGAGAAAUAGGCUGUGACCUCUCUCAGAGCAGUUGGCUGUGAAUGACGGUACCAAGACUGCUCCCUGGCCUCUGAGUGUGGGCAUCUGUGCAUGCCAUGCUCUGACUACACAGGUGACAGGGCCAGCCUCAGAGAGAGGGUGAAGAAGUCAAGGGCUCCAGCUCCUGGUCCUUCUUCUUUGAACCAGUUCUUAGGCUGUGUCUGCAGAAUGAGGGGCAGCAGCCAAGUGCGGGCAUGUCUGUCAGCACCUGUAGCCCAAGUGUCCAUGAUUAAACAAAACUGGGAAAGGCAGGAACCUUUGCUACCAGGAGUCUUGGUAUGUUGGGUCUGUCUUUGGGAAUUUAUAAACAAAUAGUCCAGGCUGGUCCGAGUGCAAUGGUGUUUACAGCAAAUUGAUCACAACCAGUUACAGACUGAUUUCUUUGUUACUUCUCUGCUCCCACUGCUUCAAGUCGACUAGUCUUUAGAAAAUAAAAAUAAACAGUUCAAUAUUUCCUGUCA
Messenger RNA from Carlito syrichta (Philippine tarsier), 2696 nucleotides. It is a transcript of the gene TK2, whose product is annotated as thymidine kinase 2, mitochondrial. Bases 55 to 852 code for a protein of 265 amino acids. Gene Ontology annotation, cellular component: cytoplasm; mitochondrion. The record is from RefSeq and is a predicted model, not a curated record. Gene Ontology annotation, molecular function: ATP binding; deoxynucleoside kinase activity. The transcript is spliced from 10 exons. NCBI's taxonomy places the organism in Eukaryota, Metazoa, Chordata, Mammalia, Primates, Tarsiidae. Gene Ontology annotation, biological process: nucleobase-containing compound metabolic process.